This is a messenger RNA of Solea solea (common sole), 2478 nucleotides long. Its product is annotated as polyubiquitin. Gene Ontology annotation, cellular component: nucleus; cytoplasm. Gene Ontology annotation, molecular function: protein tag activity; ubiquitin protein ligase binding. Gene Ontology annotation, biological process: modification-dependent protein catabolic process; protein ubiquitination. The record is from RefSeq and is a predicted model, not a curated record. The transcript has a single exon. Bases 111 to 1967 code for a protein of 618 amino acids. NCBI's taxonomy places the organism in Eukaryota, Metazoa, Chordata, Actinopteri, Pleuronectiformes, Soleidae.
UAGGGUUUGUAAGGUUGUGAUACAAACAUCUCCCCUAAUUUACAUUAUUGCUGACUCUCAAACACCAUUUGAAGAACCGAUAUCUUUUGGGAGCAAUUUGCUUACUCAAGAUGCAGAUCUUUGUGAAAACCCUGACUGGCAAAUCAGUUACCCUUGAGGUGGAGCCCACUGACACCACUGAGAAUGUCAAGGCAAAAAUCCAGGAUAAGGAAGGCAUCCCUCCAGACCAGCAGCGUCUCAUAUUUGCCGGCAAGCAACUGGAAGAUGGCCGAACCCUGUCCGACUACAACAUCCAGAAGGAGUCAACCCUCCAUCUUGUGCUCCGCUUGAGGGGAGGAAUGCAGAUCUUUGUGAAGACCCUCACAGGCAAGACCAUCACCCUAGAAGUGGAGUCCAGUGACACCGUUGAAAACAUCAAGGCCAAAAUCCAGGAUAAGGAAGGCAUCCCUCCAGACCAACAACGUCUCAUCUUUGCUGGCAAGCAACUGGAAGAUGGCCGCACACUAUCCGACUACAACAUCCAGAAGGAGUCAACCCUCCAUCUUGUGCUCCGCUUAAGAGGAGGAAUGCAGAUCUUUGUGAAGACCCUCACUGGCAAGACCAUCACCCUGGAAGUAGAGUCCAGUGACACCGUUGAAAAUAUCAAGGCCAAAAUCCAGGAUAAGGAAGGCAUCCCUCCAGACCAACAGCGACUCAUCUUUGCUGGAAAGCAACUAGAAGAUGGUCGCACCCUGUCCGACUACAACAUCCAGAAGGAGUCAACCCUCCAUCUUGUGCUCCGCUUAAGAGGAGGAAUGCAGAUCUUUGUGAAGACCCUGACUGGAAAGACUAUCACAUUGGAGGUGGAGUCCAGUGACACCAUUGAAAACAUCAAGGCCAAAAUCCAAGAUAAGGAAGGCAUCCCUCCAGACCAGCAGCGUCUCAUCUUUGCCGGCAAACAACUAGAAGAUGGUCGCACCCUGUCCGACUACAACAUCCAGAAGGAGUCAACCCUCCAUCUUGUGCUCCGAUUAAGAGGAGGAAUGCAGAUCUUUGUGAAAACCCUGACUGGAAAGACCAUCACUCUGGAGGUAGAGCCCAGUGACACCAUUGACAACGUGAAAGCCAAAAUCCAGGAUAAAGAAGGCAUCCCUCCAGACCAGCAACGACUCAUUUUUGCCGGCAAGCAGCUGGAAGAUGGCCGCACCCUGUCCGACUACAACAUCCAGAAGGAGUCAACCCUCCAUCUUGUGCUUCGCUUAAGAGGAGGAAUGCAGAUCUUUGUGAAGACUCUGACUGGCAAGACCAUCACAUUGGAGGUGGAGUCUAGUGACACCAUUGAAAACAUCAAGGCUAAAAUCCAGGAUAAGGAAGGCAUCCCUCCAGACCAGCAGCGACUCAUCUUUGCCGGCAAGCAGUUGGAAGAUGGCCGCACCCUGUCCGACUACAACAUCCAGAAGGAGUCAACCCUCCAUCUUGUGCUCCGCUUAAGAGGAGGAAUGCAGAUCUUUGUGAAAACCCUGACUGGAAAGACCAUCACUCUGGAGGUAGAGCCCAGUGACACCAUUGACAACGUGAAAGCCAAAAUCCAGGAUAAAGAAGGCAUCCCUCCAGACCAGCAACGACUCAUCUUUGCCGGCAAGCAGCUGGAAGAUGGCCGCACCCUGUCCGACUACAACAUCCAGAAGGAGUCAACCCUCCAUCUUGUGCUUCGCUUAAGAGGAGGAAUGCAGAUCUUUGUGAAGACUCUGACUGGCAAGACCAUCACAUUGGAGGUGGAGUCUAGUGACACCAUUGAAAACAUCAAGGCUAAAAUCCAGGAUAAGGAAGGCAUCCCUCCAGACCAGCAGCGACUCAUCUUUGCCGGCAAGCAGUUGGAAGAUGGCCGCACCCUGUCCGACUACAACAUCCAGAAGGAGUCAACCCUCCAUCUUGUGCUCCGCUUAAGAGGAGGAAUGCAGAUCUUUGUGAAGACCCUGACUGGCUGAUGGUGAUCCAGUGUGAUCACUGGAGGUGGAGCCUAGUGACACACUUAAAAUUGUCCUCUCCCCAUAGUAGAAGAUCAGCAGCAUCUCGUCUUUGGCAGUUGACAUUAAAGACGGAACAUUACUGAAAGGAAGUGCAAAAUACAUUAUGUUCUGCUGUAGUUCUCACAGUUAAAUUUAAUCACUUCAUUUACAAAUCUUUCUCCCUGAAAUCCAGUGUGCUAUAUAUCAAAGAGCUUUGUGUUAAUGUGUGUUCAUUUCAUAGACAUGCAUUUUGUGGUAAAUGUGCCAGUUUGCGGAGCUUCCAUAUGUAAUACUGUCACAUUAGCACCUUGCAUAAUUAGAACUUGCAAAAAGAAAAGAAAGUAAUCUUUAGCACAAAGUCACUAUCACUAUCUCAUCCCCAUCAAAAAUGUGUGUGAAAUGUGAUUUCAUUAAAGUGGAAAGCAAUAAAGCUUAACAAUCAGAAAGUUCAGGGAGUCAUUUGAGACCUAAUCAACACAGUAAAAUUGAA